UGCUGGUGAUAUCGAUAUCAGAACGAGAAAGAUGGCUUCAUUUUACAAACCCCCGAGUCUGACGUUUGGAGUCGACACAGUAGAACUUGACAGAGCCCUUCAUAAUUUGGAAUUUGAAAAGAAGCAACAGAUCCAGGAGCUUGAGAAGGAAAAACAGCAGAUUGGGAUUCUGGAAACAUCUUUCAAAGAGAAGCAAGAUGGAAUCCAGAGAAUGGAAGAGAAAUUGUGCAGGAUCGAUGAAGAGACCAAGAGCUGCCAUAGACAAUUCAGACAGAACAAGGAGCAAAAGGAAAGUCAGAAGGCACAUGUGUCUGUUCUGAACUUUCAUCUCGAGGCCAAGAAGAAAGAAUUCCAGCUGCUGACAGAGAAAUAUGAAGUUGAAAAUGCUGGGCUUCAGAGAAAAUUGGAACAUUACGACACGGUAUGGAAGUCCUAUGAAGAGAUUUACAUGCAGCAGGAGAAUGCACAGGAACUCAUGAAAUGGCAGCUAGAAGUUCUGCAACAGAAAGAAGCCGUCAAAGAGGGCAGGAUGCAGAUUGCUCAUCUGCAGAAAGCUGAAGAUGCAGUGCAGGAAGAAAUUUGUGCCAAUAUGCCACCAUUCCAAAGCGUCACAGAUUUCAUCAUCAAAAUUGCCGAGAUAAAGGUUUCAACCCAAGAGACGCAAACGGAAACAGAGCAGCUCAUGGAUUCAAUCUCGGUAGCUGAGAAGGAGAUACAAAUCCUGCAGGAUACCCAAGCAGAGAUCAUAAAGAAACUGGAGGAAAAGAGGAAGGAGGAAGAACAGGAAAGACAACGGAUGGAGAAGGAAAAGGAGCAGAAAGAGAAGGCACAACAAGAGGAACUCGCCAGGUAG
Strongylocentrotus purpuratus (purple sea urchin) is the source of this 853-nucleotide messenger RNA. Its product is annotated as golgin subfamily A member 6-like protein 22. The record is from RefSeq and is a predicted model, not a curated record. Lineage: Eukaryota; Metazoa; Echinodermata; Echinoidea; Camarodonta; Strongylocentrotidae. The transcript is spliced from 8 exons. Bases 32 to 853 code for a protein of 273 amino acids.